Molecule: messenger RNA, 1242 nt
Organism: Fonsecaea pedrosoi CBS 271.37
Lineage: Eukaryota; Fungi; Ascomycota; Eurotiomycetes; Chaetothyriales; Herpotrichiellaceae
Product: TIGR01456 family HAD hydrolase
Exons: 2
Coding region: 1-1242 (413 amino acids)
Biological process (GO): glycerophospholipid biosynthetic process
Cellular component (GO): mitochondrion
Source: RefSeq, a predicted model, not a curated record
AUGUCGAGGUCCCUGGGUCGCCCUGUUCUCUCCUCCUCCCCGCAAUCAUGUUUCCAGAACCUGUGGCGCCGACCGUUGAAUCCCCCAAGACGUUCGUUCCAGAGCGAUAGCAGCAAUGAAAAGACUCCGGACUUUGCGUUCGCCUUCGAUAUCGAUGGUGUCCUCGUCCGGAGCUCCAAGCCAAUCCCCCAUGCCUCGUCAACGCUUCGAUUCCUCCAGCGCAAUCGGAUUCCUUUCAUGCUCCUCACCAACGGCGGCGGCAAGCAUGAGUCAGAACGAGUCAAAGAUCUCUCCUCGACCCUUUCCGUACCCCUCGAUACCUCCAACUUUGUCCAGUCGCACACGCCCUUCGCCGAGCUGAUCCAUGGAGAAGACAGCCUGCGACACAAAUGCAUCAUGGUGGUCGGAGGCGAGUAUGGGCGCUGCAGGGACGUGGCUGAACAGUACGGCUUUACCAACGUUGUGACGCCCGGGGAUAUAUACAUGGCGCACCCGGAGAUCUGGCCGUUCAGCAAGCCCUUUCAACGCGACUACUACGCCUCGUUUGCGCGCCCGCUGCCCAAACCCAUCAACCCGACAUCGCCAGCGGACAGUCUGACAAUCGAUGCCGUCUUCGUCUACAACGACCCGCGCGACUGGGGCCUGGACAUGCAAGUCAUCCUCGACGUGAUGCUGUCGCGCGAGGGCGUCCUGGGGACGUUUUCGUCCAAGAACGGCGACCUCUCGCUCCCGAACAGCGGCUUUCUCCAGGACGGCCAGCCGACGCUGUACUUUUCAAACCCGGACCUGCUCUGGGCGGCCGACUACCACCUGUCGCGGCUAGGCCAGGGCGGCUUCCGCGAGGCGCUCGAGGGCCUGUGGCGCGCCGUCACGUACAACAAGAACCACCACAAAGCGCCCAAGCUGUACAAGCGCGUCAUCGGCAAGCCGCACAAGACGACGUACUCGUUCGCCGAGAAGCAGCUGCUCCGGUACCGCGAGUCGCUCGUGGGCAAACACCACCCGACCAAACUGAAGCGCGUCUACAUGGUCGGGGACAACCCCGAGAGCGACAUCCGAGGCGCCAACACCUACGAGUCCGCGCACGGGAUCAACUGGGUCAGCCUGUUGACGCGGACGGGCGUGUAUAAAGACCAAGACGGCCGUCGGCCCACGUGGGAGCCCGCCGCUAUCGUGGACGAUGUUAGAGCCGCCGUACAGUGGGCGUUGAAGGAUAGUAAUUGGCACCAGCCCUUGGAAUAG